AUCCACCUGUAGAGGGGCAUGCCCGAUUUAACAAAAGAGAGGGGGAUCCGGGAGGAUGUCCACGCCCAUGCCCGGGCCCCCGCUACCCUGGCACACUAUAGAAAAGGCAAAGUCACCGCACCGGCCCCACAACAAAAAACUGCAAGGACCGCGAGUGGUGUGCAAAGAACAUGAGCACAUGGUCACACAAAAAGUAGAUGGCGCGACCAGCACGGCCUGCUUCUAGCUCGCCAGUGGCCUCAUCGCGAGCUGCAGCCACGCGGGGCGCAUUUUCAGGUGCUCCAUGAUUGCAUUGGCAAGGAACACGGAAAUCUGUGGCGCGAGGUAGCUGCACGGUCAUGUUGGACGACUGCUCCCUGCGCAUGGCGGGUACCUUCUGCGAGGUGGCACACUACUUGAGACGUGCGUCGAGGGACUUCACAGUCGGCCUCGAUGAGGACAUGAGCUGCGUUCUCUCGCGAUCUAAGUCGGGGGUGUUAGCCACUUCGACCAAGCUGCUCGAGGUGCUGGUCGCCAUCAUCGAAACGAGGGAGCUCAAGCCAGCAGAUGAGGCCAGGAAUACCGGCAUCGGCUACGGUGCCGUGGCUGGCGCCUCUGCAGUCGCCGCAAAGCAGCUGACGAAGGCGAUCGAACAGUUGACCCGCAUCAGCGAAGUCAGGGGGGCCCACAUCACCAGCGCCCGCAAUCUGGCUAUUUUUCUUGAUCGUGCAUCUCAAUGCAAUAACCUCAGCAUGCAUCUCUUCAUGAUGCAUCGCGUAUCGGAUAUCGCGGAACAACGGGCAAGCACGCUCGCCAUAUAAUUGCAGAGAUGUCUGCGGUCAGCACGGGUGACACAACGCUCCAGCAACACGCCCGCAAGCUAGUUGUUAGCGGCUCCAUGCCCUCGAUCGAGUUUAGCUAUGAGGCCGUGGCGGCCUGGCCCGCUAUCCCCUUCAGGAAGUGGCGGAGCCAGGUCGCGACGGCGCUUUCGGGCAGGCCCCAGAGAGGAGCAUUGCCUUGAACUUUCAGGCCUCAGCUUCGGUGCAGGACGACACCCUUGUACCAGCACCCGAGACCGCCGAGCCCUCGUGGGGGCGUUCACACACAGGCGCCAAGGUUGUCGAGCGGGAGCAGGGUCUUGCUGCACUGGCUGGCUCUCGGCCUGCUGGCGCGGCGCUGCUAGUCAGCAAAGGCUGGGCUGGCACGUGGCCCCGCUCAAGCUGCUGAGCAUCGACUUGGAGCGCACGGUCGACCCCGUCACUGGCACUGGCACUGGCACUGGCUCUCGCGAUCGGCGCACCCCGUCGCAAGCGGCAACCACGCGCUCGCGGGCCGCGCCGGAGCGGGUCUGCCGAGGGCGCCGUGGCGCGAGGUGGCGGACCACCGCGAGGAGCACGGGGGCAUCCCGCCGA
Prorocentrum cordatum is the source of this 1391-nucleotide messenger RNA. Lineage: Eukaryota; Dinophyceae; Prorocentrales; Prorocentraceae. The record is from the annotation of a GenBank genome assembly.